CUUACCUUUAGUUUUGUCCUUUUUUAUUUUUUACCACCGGUCUUUCGCUUUUCCAGGUUCCAACGCCUCUUCUCCUCGCUUCCUUGCCACGCAACCUUUAAUCCACCGGAGCUAUGAAGAUCACCGCCUUGCUUGUUCUCAAGGCCGCUCCCGAAACAUCGGAUCCCGUGAUCCUCGCGAACGCCUCGGACGUCUCGCACUUUGGCUAUUUCCAGCGAUCUAGCGUCAAGGAGUUCGUCGUCUUUGUCGGUCGCACCGUCGCUAGCCGUACACCUCCUUCUCAGCGCCAGUCUGUUCAGCACGAAGAGUACAAGGUUCAUGCUUACAAUAGGAAUGGACUUUGUGCGGUGGGAUUCAUGGACGAUCAUUAUCCUGUUCGAAGUGCCUUCUCUCUUCUCAAUCAGGUAAUAGAUGAGUACCAGAAGAGUUUUGGUGAGAGCUGGAAGUCUGCUAAAGAAGAUUCUACUCAGCCUUGGCCUUACUUAGCCGAAGCUCUUACCAAGUUUCAGGACCCAGCAGAGGCAGAUAAGCUGUUGAAAAUACAGAGGGAGUUGGAUGAGACCAAGAUUAUCCUUCAUAAAACGAUUGAUAGCGUUCUUGCCCGUGGUGAGAAGCUGGACAGCCUAGUGGAGAAGAGCUCAGAUUUGAGCAUGGCAUCGCAGAUGUUUUACAAGCAAGCGAAGAAAACGAAUUCGUGCUGUACUAUUCUGUGAGCUGCGUCAACACCGGAUGUCUUGGGUAUAUAUAUUCAACUCGCACUUUUGCUGGAAGGGGAGACUGCUUUUCAUCUUUAUAUGUAUUUUCAUUCCGUAUCUAUAGUUUGCAUACAUUUUGAAAUUCCAUAAGACUCGAGUCGUGUCGCGUGUUAUCCAAUUACAUGAUGUCAAAUUUCAAUUGUCUUUGCCAGAUUAUAUGAUUGCUUCGGUUUAUGUUUUCUUA
Molecule: messenger RNA, 939 nt
Organism: Eruca vesicaria subsp. sativa (arugula)
Lineage: Eukaryota; Viridiplantae; Streptophyta; Magnoliopsida; Brassicales; Brassicaceae
Source: the annotation of a GenBank genome assembly